This is a messenger RNA of Gossypium raimondii (Peruvian cotton), 2255 nucleotides long. RefSeq lists its product as uncharacterized. Gene Ontology annotation, cellular component: Ino80 complex. Bases 322 to 2103 code for a protein of 593 amino acids. The transcript has 2 exons. The record is from RefSeq and is a predicted model, not a curated record. NCBI's taxonomy places the organism in Eukaryota, Viridiplantae, Streptophyta, Magnoliopsida, Malvales, Malvaceae.
AUUGGCAGCUUUAACGCUCGCCAUUUUCUCUCCAAAUGCAACAAAAGCCAAAAGGUAAAGGAAUGAAGCCACUCAUGUAUCCCUAGAUUCACGCACUGUUGCCUUAUUGUUCCUUCGCUCAAUUCUCCAACUUUCAUACACGAAUUCUUCCUUCUUUUUUAGUCCUGGAGGAUUUGCUUCAUCCCUUGAUCAUCUCAUUUGCUUUGGCUAACCUCCAAUUUCCUACUAAUCAGUAGAUUUCGUGUUGCAAUCAAGUUUUUUCUUGGUUGUUUGCCUUUUCCAUGUAACUAGAUUGUAGACCAGAGCAUCCUUUUGGUUUCAAUGGGCACACAGAAGAUUUGCCUUUGGAAAUCAGGGGUUAGUAGUUGCCAAGGUCACAUUCCUGGCUCAUUAAAAGGUGAGGCGAAGGAAAAGGAAGAUGACCCUCUCUACGGGGCAGACUCGGGUGAUGAUCUGGAUGACUUUGACUUCAAGGGAAUUAGCAGUGAGCUUGGCAUGGUGGAAGGUCAGGUUUGCAGUAUACCAUAUGAACUUUUUGAUCUACCAGAUUUAAGGGAUAUAUUGUCAUUGGACACAUGGAACUCGUGCUUGACAGAUGAAGAACGGUUUUCUUUAUCUGCCUACCUUCCUGAUAUGGAUGAAUGGACCUUUUGGUUGACUAUGAAAGAUCUUUUCAGUGGUAGUGAUAUGUAUUUUGGGAAUCCCAUGGAUACAUUUUUCAAAAGAUUGAAAGGUGGAUUUUAUCCUCCAAAGAUUUCUUGUCUCAGAGAGACCUUACAGUCUCUUGAGAGGAGAAAAUAUUACCAUGCAAUAAGAUCUUAUCAUUACAGAAUGGUUCAAAUGUUCACAGACAUGAGAAGGUUGUGGGAUGAAUGUGAUAUGAGUGCUGGUGUUUCUGAAAGACUAUAUAUGUGGAGAACAAGGAGGAAAUGCGGGGAUGUGAAUGCCGAUUUGCUUGACCUGAAUGCAGUUCCUAAUGAUGAAUAUCUGUUAAAUGAGGAUGUUAAAUCGGAUGCACUCAUGUCCCAUUUACCAAAGAGAAUAAAGACUUGGGAAAGUGUUAAAGAAAAAACCAAUGUUGUCAGUCCAUCUGCCAAUGGCAUGAACUUUAUUGCCCCAAACUGCAGCACAAGGGGUGUUCUGAAGGUUAAAACUACUGGCAAUGCUACUCACAAUCACAACCAAAAGAUGAUUGUAGGUGACAUAUCAGAACAAUGCCGACCAGUACCGAAGGGCCUGUUGAAAGUAGUUCCAAAAGUUCCUUCUGUCCUACCCCAAGUAUCAAAAGUGUUCUCAAGAAGGUCACAGAAGGGAUUGCUUGCGGGUGCCCAAGAUUUACAAGAUCGCACGGUGCCUAAUUCAGCAACACCUACAUACUCGGAAAAUGCAGGCAGCUUUAGUAGGACACCAUUUCUAUGGCAAAAGGUUGCUGGUGGCAAAAUGAACCCUGAGCAAUCUCAAAGUAUGUUAGUUUAUCAGGAUAGUGCUUUAGGAAGCAGUAGAUAUGUACAAAACUCUAGUGAAAAUAGAAGCAAGGAAGUUGGCAUUGCUGAUUCAGGUAAACAUAAAUUGUUCGAACUUGAUGAGGAAAGUGUUAUUGGUUCAAAGAGAUACAAAUUUGGUCAGAAUUUGUGGCAGAACUUAGACAGGGGAAAGAAAGGAUUGUUUUCAUACCCAUUUACUGACCAAUACCAUGAAGGAGAGAGGCAGACCAGAAACUUGCAAAAAGAGUGUGUGACUAUCCUUCCAAGAGUUGCUGAAGCAGUCUCAAGUUCGGGAAUUGAAGGAGGUUUGCAGGAGAAGUUAAUUGUUUUUCCCAGCCAAAUGAAGAACCCGAGUGAUUUUGAAGCUGAAAAUUCAGAGAAGCCAAGUAAACCUAGUGGUUCGGAGAGGCUUAAGUAUGAUCUUACCCUUCCUUUGACGUACAAGCGAAGAAAGUCUCAAGUAAAGAACUCAUCAGGCUUCACCAACUCACUAAUAACCGGUACUGAUAUAAGACCUGGUAAUCCAAAAGAACCAAACCAAGCUUUGGGAGAGAAUGCCAAGGCAUUGAAGAUAAAAUUCAUGGGUUGGGAAAAUAUUCCUUUGAACAGGGAUUCUUGAACAGCGUGUCAAGGACUAGAAUGUUGUUAGCUCCUCCUUUCUAAUAUGAAAACCUGCCACAUCUUGUGGUGAAAUCACUCCUCUGUUAGAGGCUUCGUCUCUAUGUAUAAGUCAGUAUAUAUCUCAGAGAAAAAGCUCUUAUUAUCAAGUCA